Dermochelys coriacea (leatherback sea turtle) is the source of this 1572-nucleotide messenger RNA. RefSeq names its product TNF receptor superfamily member 13B (gene TNFRSF13B). The record is from RefSeq and is a predicted model, not a curated record. The coding region runs from base 631 to 1350 and encodes 239 amino acids. NCBI's taxonomy places the organism in Eukaryota, Metazoa, Chordata, Testudines, Dermochelyidae. Gene Ontology annotation, cellular component: plasma membrane. The transcript is spliced from 6 exons.
UGCAACAUCAAGCUGCUGGAAUUCUGACCCCUCUGCCCGACCGUGACGUGCAACCUCCAGAUGAAUGAACUGGCCAUUGGGUGAAAUUUGUCUGUAUAUUGGGAGUGAGGGAGCAGAGCAUGGACAGACAGACACCCACAGAGAUGCCAUGGUAGUGUGAAGUGCCUCCUACAGAAAUCCCCUGCUGGUUCAGCUGAUCUGUUUUCCAUGAAUUAGUGACUCUGGGGUACCACCACGCCCCUGUGCUGGAGGCGCCUUGCGGCAGAAUUCCAUUGAUGAAGUUGUGACUGCUACAGCCGCUCUCUUCCUGGCGUUUUCGCAGCCACCACAACACGGCACCAAGCCAAGGCCUGCCUAUGGGCUGCUGCACAUCUGGCCCAGGGAUGCCCCACUGGAGUCAACUCGAUCAUUCGCAUGUCAGGUUAAUUUGCGUAGAAAGAAUGUGGGGGGAAACCCCAGGAAACACACGGCCCAGGCUCUAAUCAAAUCUAACUCUAAUAAUAAACCUCUUGAGUAAUGAGCAGGCUCAGGGGCUGGAGCUCACAGUGAGAUGGCUGGAGCUGGGGGAGACUAGACUUGACCUGAGACAAGACUGAGGACACGCUUUCAGUGUGCCCAAGGUGGAAGGCUAUGACCAAUUGCACAGAGCAGCAGUACUGGGACAAUCUCCUGUGUCAAUGCAUCUCCUGCAGAGUUGCAUGUAAUCGGCCUAUUGUGGAGAGAUGCACUACCUUCUGCGCAUCAAUGGAAUGCAGCAAGCAAGUCGGAUUCUACUACGACGAGCUCUUGAGAAGAUGCAUCAACUGCUCGGGCAUCUGUGGGCAGCACCCAAGCCAAUGUCUCCAGUUCUGUGAGAAUAAACUAGUAACUACCUCAUCCCGAACGGCUGCGCUGGAGCAGAAGCUAGGCAGUGAUCAGGACCAAUGGUUGGUUGUCUACCUGCUGCUAGCGCUCUGCCUUUGCACCGUGAUCUUCUCUUUGCUGGUAGGCUGGACCCACUUCAAAAGGAGGGGAGCGGAGGUCUCCUGCCAGCCCACCCCUGGGACCUGCCACAAGAGAGAGGAUUCUUCAAAAGAUCACUUAGUGGAAGCGGGGAGCAUUGGAGGCGGAUCCACUGGGAGCAGACUACCAGAGCCUGUGGAAACCUGUGGCUUCUGCUUCCCUGAACAAGGGCCUGCCAUGCAGGAGACUAAAGCAUGUCACAGCUCCUUCUAUCAUCCUGGAGCAAGGGCUACAGCCUCACAGGCUGGGAUAUCCAGCACAGGAAGUGCUGGGGCUAUCCCCACCCCUGAGGAUGGCCAUUUCAAAAUCAUAUGCUCUCCAUCACAAGAGAAGACACCGAUGACAUGAACUCAUUGAGCAAUGCGGUGAUAAAGGAGAGAGGUAACACUCCCUGCAGUCAGAAUAAAGCUGCUUGCAUUUGAUCCUUGCUCUCCAUCUUUGGUAAAACACAACUGUACCUUGCCUGCCAGUCACGAUAGAAGCUACCUUCACACCAUGGAAACAGACUGUGGACAGUCACUAUUUUCCUCUACUAUGGAAAUAAAAUUCUCAUGAUUGUUAUGCACUCAC